AUGAAGCCACCAGACCUUCAAUACACCAAGCCACCAAGCCUUCAAGCCACCAAACCAUCAAGCAACCAAGCCUUCAAGCUAUCAAGUCAUCAAAACACCAAAUCAUCAAGUCAUCGAACCUUCAAGCCAUCAACCACCAAGCCAUUAAGUCAUCGAACCAUCAAGCCACCAAACCCUCAAGCCACCAAGCCAUUAAGUCAUCGAACCAUCAAGCCACCAAUUCAUCAAGCCAACGAGCCACCAAGUCAUCGAACUAUCAAACCACCAAGUCAACAAGCCACCAAACCUCCAAGCCAUCAAGCCUUCAAGCCACCAAGCCAUCGAGCCACCAAGCCAUCAGCCCGCGAACCCAGAGGAAUCCGCCAGCGAGCAAGAAGCGGCCGGACUGGACGCCGGAUCAUCUCCCCGCGAAGCUCCGAGGCCGUCCGUGUUUGCCCCGCGGAGAGACAAAAUAUUGACACACGGGAUGAAAGUUUGACCCGACAACACACCGGGGAUUCAAAGCAGACUGGCGGGGCUCUUCCAGUUUUUCCAGAGCCCAACGCCCCAGUGAUCACGGCCGGCGAUCAAAGCAGCCGAGAACCGCCCUUCGCGAGCCUUUGCAUCCCGACGUUACACAGCCGCCGCCAGCAAAGGGGAACUCGCGGGAAUUCCUGUGCUGUUGAUGAGCUGGCUGAGGCGUCGCUGUUUCGGCGCCAGAAAAAGACUGGUCACUGCGGGCGACACAUCAUCUCGAAAGCGGCUCUGUCUCGAUCGGAUCGGUGCAACGCCAGUCGCCGGACCUCCCUCGCGCAACCUCUACAGGAAUCUGGGAGGGCUCUGGGAGGCUCUCGUGUGCCGGGCUAG
Messenger RNA from Penaeus indicus, 846 nucleotides. RefSeq lists its product as uncharacterized. The transcript has 5 exons. Lineage: Eukaryota; Metazoa; Arthropoda; Malacostraca; Decapoda; Penaeidae. The coding region runs from base 1 to 846 and encodes 281 amino acids. The record is from RefSeq and is a predicted model, not a curated record.